This is a messenger RNA of Gracilinanus agilis (Agile Gracile Mouse Opossum), 2952 nucleotides long. RefSeq names its product trans-golgi network protein 2 (gene TGOLN2). The transcript has 4 exons. Bases 1 to 792 code for a protein of 263 amino acids. The record is from RefSeq and is a predicted model, not a curated record. Lineage: Eukaryota; Metazoa; Chordata; Mammalia; Didelphimorphia; Didelphidae.
AUGGGCCCGGCUUCCGGCUGGACCGCGGCUGUAUUGCGCCUGCCUCUGCGUUCUGCGCCACUGACUUCCCUUGUCAGCCUCCUUGUCCUCGGGCCCCCGGAGCCUGGCCUGGCCUUCCUGCCCUGCUCCCCUUCCCUCCUCCUAGCCGACACUGACCGUGAACCGGCCAGCUCUCAAGGGGCCCAACCGGCCAGCUCUCAAGGGGGCCAACCGGCCAGCUCUCAAGGGGGCCAACCAGACAACACGCAAGUGAGCAAGACCAACCCAAAAGGGGGCCAGCAGACUGCACCAGAAAAAGGCAAGAAGACCAAUCUAAAAGGGGACCAGCAAAUCUCCCCAGGAAAAGGCCAGCAGACACAUCCAGAAGGAGAACAACAGACCCCCCUAGAAAGGGACCAGCAGACCAACCUGGAAGGGGACCAGCAGACCAACCUAGAAGGGGACCAGCAGACCAAUCCAGAAGUGGACCAGGAGACCAAAGGAGAUUCUGAUGAGUUUAUUUCUAGUGAUCCUUUUAAAGAAGAGUCCAAAACAGACACCAAUGUGAAAUCUCCAGCAGACAAUCCUGAGCAUAGCAACCCUUAUUUGGAGGAGAAUGGUCAAGGCAAGGAAAAUUCAGAAAGCAGCCACUUUUUUGCAUACUUGGUCACAGCAGCCAUUCUAGUAGCUGUCCUGUACAUUGCCUAUCACAACAAGAGAAAGAUCAUUGCUUUUGCCCUGGAAGGAAAGCGAGCCAAGGUUACCAGGAGGCCAAAGGCCAGUGACUACCAACGCUUGGACCAAAAGAUCUGAUUUCACCCUGAGAAACGUGCCUGCCCUACUGCUUUGUGUCCUGAAGUACGAGAGCCUGAAGAAUGGUGCCUGACCUGGGCAGUACCUAUCUCCCUGAGCUGGGGCUCUGGCGAGUCUGGUCCAGUCAAGACAGGGAAUAUUUUCUUCUUUGCACCUGCACUUUGAUAAAAUCAGACUCCUUCUGUUUGCUAGUUGUGUGCUGUUUUCUUCCAUUCUUUCCUCCUCUGAGGGCAACUGAAGAGACACAAGAGGUUACUGGGCUGUGACCAAAGGAAAAUCCUGGCCCAAGAUGAGCUAUUGUUGUACCCUCUUCUCUAGGGCUAAUACUAAAUAAUCUUCCUCACAACAGGUUUGGUGGCAAAAAGAUUUGCCUUAGCAGAAAAUAUUGCACUCUGACUACUCCUCUCUGCUGACUUGAGCAGACCCAGGGUAGGGAGGGUGAAUUACUCAUUUAAGAGAUGGUAAUGGCCGAAGUGGGAGGGUUUCCAAACAGGAGAGAUCUUUUCCCCAUGUGAAUUCCUAUUCAUCAAGUGCAGAUUGUUCAAUCUUUCUAAUAUUUGCAAAUUGCUUCAGGAAAACUACAAAUGAGGGAAACAACGUCCCUCCAAUUGCACUGAUUAUAUAUUGAGCUCUGGGUUGUGGGAGCUAAGCCCCUGAGUACAGAUGUUUUAGAAUUUUAAGAUGAUCAUUUAUAAAUGUCCACAAUUUCACCCACAGGCACAGUAGAAAUUUGCACAUGAGAAUCACGUCAUUUUAUCAAAAGGUUUUUGAGAAGCAGAUUUCCCACCUAACCCAGUUUGCACUUGCCAUUGAUUGUUGCCUUUCUUUUAAAAUGUUCUCAAGAACUUCUCAGCCAGUCAAACUUAGUCUGUUUGCAGGGAUUCUGGAACCUGUGAACCUUUGGUGGUUCUGAAACAGAGCUGUCCUGCUUCUCUGCUUCUGUCGUGUCAGGGAUGUUAAGAUCUAUGUGGUGGAAAUUUCUAAGAGGCAAGGAGGUGAUUUCUUGGAUGUAGUUUCCCUGCUGGAAACAUCAAGGGAAGUCGGUCACAAGAUAAUUGCUUAUAUUGCAUUGUUAUAGGGAUUCUGGACUUUGGGUAAAGUGAAACCUGGAGCAGAAUAGCUUACCUCAGGGAAACCCAGGGGAUCAGAUAGCCUACUGAGAGAGAAGCCAGGGCAUUGUGGGGAAGCUUGCAGAAGGCUCAUUUCAGACUGUUGCAUGAAUUCUUUCCUGCUUUUAAAUUGUGAGAACUACUUUUCUUAAGUUGACCUUUUUUUAUUUCAUUAAAAUCAAUACUUCCCUUACUGAAAAGAUCAAGGCUCUCUAAUGUACAUAUUUUUAUUUAGCCUUAUCUCUGCUUUAACCAGUCAGUAUCUUUGUGCCAUUCUUCACCGCACUUGGAGGAAGAAAUGUUUCUUCCUUUUAGAAUUAACUCCCCUGCCCAGAAUCUUACUUCAGUUUUUUCUGCCUGUUCCCAGAAGUUUUCUUUUUUUAGUUAUUGCCCUUCCCCAUUUAUUCUUUAGCACUUUUUAAUUUCUUUCCCACUUUAUUAGUUUUUCCCUUUCUAUCCCCAAACACAGAGCACAUUUUUUUCCAUUUGUCUGCCUCUGUUCCUUCUGUGACCAUCCUGUCGUUCUCCUUACCCUGCCUAGCUCCUCAAGCAAGUGGUAUUUGAAAUUCUAUCCUUAUACCCUUGGGUUUGUGAUAUUACACGAAGCCUUAUUAUUCUCCUACCUCUCCAGCUGCUCCUCUUUGGCACCCUUUGCUUCUCUCCAUCUGCUCCCUUUAAACAGUGAAUAUUCUUCAACACUUAGUCAUUCUGCUAUUGUCUCUAUGUACUCAGGGAAUUCAUUCACUGUGGGACUUUGUAUCUUUAAGCCCCACCUCCCUUAUAAGUCCCCAUCUGGUAUCUACAACUACUGGCUGCAUGUUUCUACAUGGAUGCCUGGCUCCCUGUCACUUGGAACUCAGCAAAGCUAAAACCAGACUCCCUGGCCUGCAGACUGUCUCUUCACUCUUGACUUAACCUGGUUUUUUUUUUUUUUUGUUUUUGUUUUUGUUUUUUAGGAUCACAUUCAUUCUUCUUAUUAUCCAGGCCCUAUUACUCCUCAGAAUGAACCAUACCGAUUCUUCCUUUAACAUAUCUCUCACCUCUGGUCUUG